Molecule: messenger RNA, 1014 nt
Organism: Diabrotica virgifera virgifera (western corn rootworm)
Lineage: Eukaryota; Metazoa; Arthropoda; Insecta; Coleoptera; Chrysomelidae
Product: transcription factor Adf-1-like
Exons: 3
Coding region: 135-908 (257 amino acids)
Biological process (GO): regulation of transcription by RNA polymerase II
Cellular component (GO): transcription regulator complex; nucleus
Source: RefSeq, a predicted model, not a curated record
GUCGAACGCAGCACCUAUCUCUAUCUGCUAUGAGCGACUUCAAAUGUUGGACGCAGCGUCUUUGUCUGUAGUUAUCCUCGAGCAUUACAACGCCAACGUACGGCUGGUAAUAAUACACGUUUUAUCCUGCCGAAAUGAGUAAAACAAAUAGUAAAAAAGAACAAUAUGAGCUGCUUAUCGAAUUAAUAAAAAGCAACAGGACAAUAUACGAUACCAGUGAUGUAAAUUAUAAAAGCAAUAUAGAAAAACACAAAUGCUGGGAAAAAAUAAGUGAAAUAAUUGAUAUGCCAAUUCCAGAAUGCAAAAAACGCUGGAGAAGUCUUCGCGACCAAUACCACAAAAAGAGAAAGGAAUUGGGAACUGGACCAACAGGAGUAGAUACAAGUUGGGAAUACGGAACACUGCUGUCAUUUUUAUCAGAAAGUGAACAGGAGAGACGAGAAACUCGAACCAAUCAGUCAACGAUUCAACAGACAUUGCCGUCACCUACGCAACACUUCCUUGAAGAUGACACGCAAAACACUGGGCAAGAGGAAAUAGAAGAGGACGAUAUCCAUGAAAGCAUGCAAGGAAACAUCCAAAGAGAAAUGCAAAAGAACACACAGAAACGUGCAGAAACACCAAACCCGAAAAGAAGUAGGCAUAACUCAACACUGGAGUUACUAAAUAAAAGACAAGACGAACGAUCCCUGGUAUAUAAGAGGAUUCUUGAAAAUCAUGGUCCAUCACAGCCAUCAGCAAUACGAAAAUUUCUUGACUCGAUGGCUGAUAUUGUAGAGACAUUUCCACCACGUGACCAGGCAGAUAUUCGACUGAAAGUCUGUCAGUUGGUCACCGAGAGGGAGAUUCAACUUAGUAUGCUACAAUCGACAAGUGACAGUGUCGACUACAACUUCAGUGACAUCUGAUAAAUUAAAUCCAUCACAGAGUAUGUUUCCACGCCGAUGCCAUCAACUGAUAAUUCGAAUGUUAGAUGGUUUGUAACAUAUAAAUACUACUAAUUUAAUAAAAUAU